Cylas formicarius (sweet potato weevil) is the source of this 1713-nucleotide messenger RNA. Its product is annotated as cytochrome P450 6k1-like. NCBI's taxonomy places the organism in Eukaryota, Metazoa, Arthropoda, Insecta, Coleoptera, Brentidae. Gene Ontology annotation, molecular function: heme binding; monooxygenase activity; iron ion binding. The coding region runs from base 141 to 1667 and encodes 508 amino acids. The transcript is spliced from 6 exons. The record is from RefSeq and is a predicted model, not a curated record.
CAUUAUCGAAAAGUAACCAAUAAAUAAAUUUUAAUUCGUGACAACGUCAUGUCCCAGAGAAGGAUAUAAUUAGUUAAAUGGUGUUUUGUGCAGUGCUUUGAACGCACAGUGUUGCUGCUGCUAGCUGAUCGAUAACUGCGAUGGCGUGCGGCAUAUAUUUCAUGGUCAUAAUUUUGAUAGUUUUAAUUUUAAUCUUCGCGUUCUUAAACAAAAAACAAUCUUAUUGGCAAAGGAAAAAUGUUUUUUUCAUUAAACCAUCUAUAUUGUUUGGAAAUUUCUAUCCUGUCCUCACGCUAAAGGUAUUCGUUGGAGAUUGGCUGAAAAAUCUUUACGACCAAGCCAAAAAUCAUGAUUAUUUUGGUAUAUACGUAUUUGCCGAGCCUUACUUAAUACUAAAAUCACCACAAAUCGUAAAAGCAGUCCUUCAGAAGGAUUUCGCACAUUUCGAGAACAGGAUGGUGACUGCACCAGAUAACGAGCCGCUCAUGUCGUAUUUCAUGUUCUUCAUGAAAAGCACUUAUUGGAAGAAGAUUCGUUCAAAGGUCAGUCCCGUGUUCACGUCCGGGAAAUUAAAACUUAUGCAUCCCUUAGUUAAUAAAGAGGCGGAAUCAAUGGUCGACUACUUGAAAAGUAAUUGCAAACCAGGAAGAUCAAUUGAAGUGAAGGAAGUGUGCGCGAAAUACUCCACGGGAGUCAUAGCCAGAUGUGCAUUUGGUGUCGAAGCUAAUUGUUUCGUAAACGAAGAGUCGGAGUUUCGAAGAAUGAGUAGAGCUUUGUUUGAUUUAAGAUUUACCAACACAGUGAGGCAGCUAAUGAGUUGGUUCACGCCCACAAUUGUACGAUUGCUACGCGUAUACCAAGUGGACAACUGGAUUGUGGUCCGAUUGGAAGCCAUUUUAAGGCACGUAAUCUCUGUAAGGGAGCAAGUGGCGAGUCACAAAGUAAUCGAUAUGAUCGAUCUUCUGCUGCAAAUUAAGAGAACGCCUAAUGAAGACGAGGCAUUUACUGACAACAAGCUCUUGGCACAAGCGAUGCAAUUUUUCACCGCUGGAUUUGAAACUGUAUCCAGUACAAUCGCAUUUUUACUAUAUGAACUAGCUAUGAACAAAGACGUCCAAGAUAGACUCAGAAGGGAAAUAGAAGAAAAUAUAGAGCGUCAUGGAAGUAUAACGUACGAAGGAAUAAACGACAUUCAUUAUUUGGAUAUGUGCAUUAAUGAAACUCUACGAAAAUAUCCAGUGCUUCCAUUUUUGGAUAGACGGUGUACCAAUGAUUACACAAUCCCAGGAACUACAACAGUUAUCGAAAAAGGUACACCCGUUAUCAUACCCAUGAUGGGUAUUCACUAUGACGAAAAUUACUAUCCAGAACCUCAAAAGUACGAUCCUCAGCGAUUUGCUGACAAAAGCACCCUCAAUAACGACGGUUACAAUUACUUUCCAUUUGGAGAAGGUCCUCGCAUUUGUAUCGGUGAAAGAUUCGGUUUGCUUGGUGUGAAAUUGGGGAUUAUAAAUCUUUUAUCGAGCUUUGAAGUUCAAAAGAAUAUUGACACGCCUGACCCACUGGAAUUUGAUCCUGGUAGCGUCUUCCUCGUAUCCCGCGUCGGUGUUCCUUUGUUGUUCGAACCGCUCAAUAAGCGAAGCAGUGGUAAAAUGGUUCCAAAGUAAAAAGUCGUUUGUUUAUUUUUAACAGAAUAAUAUACUUUUCUAUCAA